CUUAUAUGGAAAAAUCAUUUCAUAGAACUUAACAUUUCUAGAAAUAAAAGUUUUAUGAGUAGUUAAAUCAUAUAAUUUGUAUCCUUUAGAACCUAAAGAAUAGCCAAUAAAGAUGCAUUUAUGUGCCCUAGAAUGGCUAAUUUUUUAUGGGGUACUUCUAAUUAUAGACCCAAAUAUCAUUGGGUCAGUUGGAAGAAAAUUAGCUAUCCCAAAGAAGAAGGGGGUUUGGAUAUUAGAUCACUUAAAGAUGUUGAAAGAGCUUUUUCACUUAAAAUGUGGUGGAAAUGGAAGACUUCUUCCUGUUUUUGGUCUGAGUUCAUGAAAGCUAGAUAUCCUAGGGAGGGGGAUAUGAGGAUUAAAAUUGCGGACUCACCCAUUUGGAGAAGACUCUGUUUGGUUAAUGAUCUGGCUACUUGUUUAAUAGACUCCUCAGACAAUCAGUUCACCUGGAAAGAUACAAAAAAUGGUCAGUUUACUCUUAAAUCUGCCUAUCAUGCUAUUAGGCAUUCUUUGGGUUCCUCUUAUGCAUUUAAACAGCUAUGGCAUCCACAGCAACAACCUAAAAUCAAAAUUUUUCAAUGGAGGCUUUUCAAAGGGGUUUUACCUAUUACUGACAAGUUGAUUCAUUUUAGGAGGAUCAUACAACCUUCUAUUUGUCCUCUUUGUAGGAAUGAUGAUGAUUCUACUAUUCACAUUUUCCUGGAAUGUGACUUCUCUAAAGCUAUUUGGUCAUAUUUUGCUCAGAUAAUGUCCAUUCCUAUGCCUUCUCAUUGCUCUUAUAUUCGUAACAUCUUUCUGAUUUGGUGGUUUGAGGCUGGUAGUAAAAACCUAAUUGACUUGUUCAAACACAACCUUCCUGGAAUUAUAUGUUGGAACAUUUGGAAGGUUUAUACUGAUCAAAUUUGGGGCACUGGAUCUAGGACGCCUAAUUUUGCUUACACUAUCUGGCAAAUUAAACUCUAUACUCAGAAUUGGGUUUUAAGUCUUUCGAAUCAGAAAUUGGGCAAAAUAGAUACCAUUUUAUACGAAGAACGACUUAUUCCUCAGGGUUUUAAGCUUAAACAUAGACUGUUAAAACCCAUCAGUUGGUUGAAACCUAACAGAGGAUUGAAGUUGAAUAUUGAUGCAGCUUACAUACCAGAUUCGGCCUCGGGUGGUGCGAUUUUGAGGUAUCACAGGGGAGAAUUGGUGGAGAUCGACGUUGAAGCUGUUCUUAGCUUCCUUUCAGAUGGAUUCAACGUUGCUAGGUCUGAGGAAGUUGUUUCGUUCAGACAGCUCUGCUUCAGGAAAGGGGUCAGGUUCAGACACAUUUUUAGAGAAGGUAAUAGGCCAGCCCAUUAUCUUGCAGCACUACAUCCGACCCAUUUCAUGUCUUGGACUGCGGUUAAUUUGUUGCCUAGCCCAGUCCGAAUUGAAUUCAAUUUUGAUUUUUUCAAUAUUCCUUAUAUUAGAUGGCUUGUUUAGUUUUAUUUCUUCUGAUGGGUCAGGUCGAGCCCCCCCAUCAGAUUUUGUGUUUAUUUUGUCUCUGGUGUUUUUUGGGAAGGAUG
Molecule: messenger RNA, 1547 nt
Organism: Cuscuta europaea
Lineage: Eukaryota; Viridiplantae; Streptophyta; Magnoliopsida; Solanales; Convolvulaceae
Source: the annotation of a GenBank genome assembly